Molecule: messenger RNA, 951 nt
Organism: Spodoptera exigua (beet armyworm)
Lineage: Eukaryota; Metazoa; Arthropoda; Insecta; Lepidoptera; Noctuidae
Source: the annotation of a GenBank genome assembly
GUGGUGAAGCUGAUUCAGUUUGUGUCGCACGCUCAAAAAUGUCCAACAAAGUGUUAUUUGUCGCGAUACUCGCGUGUGUCGACGCUAAAUUGACGGUAUUCCUAACCGACACACCUAUUGAAAAAAUAGGAACGAGAAUAUACAGAAAAGAACUACUUACGAACGCUUUUCCAAGUCCAAAAGAAUUAGCAUACGACUCUUCUAGCAGAAAUCUAUUUUUCAUGUACAUGGACGACGUAGCACAGAAUUCGAGACGUGCUUUCGUUAAUGUGGUAACAAAGCAAGCAAUGAAAAUUGAAGGUAUAGCAAGAAAUAAAGCGACUGCAGUUGACCCAGAUACAAGUGAAGUGUAUUUCGGAUCAGACGAUGGAUUAUAUAAAUACGAUCCUAUAUACAACGUGGCUACAAAUAUUGGUUUAUAUAACAUGAAUGUUUUCAAAAUAGUUAUAAGGAAUAAUGCGAUGUACUUAAUCGAUGCUAAUGAUCAUAUGAUUUACAAGAUCUUCAAUCAAGGGCAGACAGCUGUGAAAUUUGGAAAUAUGAAGACUGUGAUGGAAUUUGAAGUGGACAACCAAAAGAAUGUGCAUAUAGUGACUAUGUGUGGAGUUUUCUGUGCUUAUAAUAGCCAAGAAGUGAUUAAAAACAAAGAUUUGCGUGUCGUGUAUCACUUUUUUGUUGAAGGUGAAAAGACUUUUGGACUAUCCGAUGAUGGUAUACAUGAAAUUGACUGUUUCAAUGGUACGGCUAGGAAAGUAGCUAAUAUAAACUUUUUCCCAUCAAGCAUGAUCUUUGGAGAUUAUGGUGACAUAUAUUACAGCAUCGAUGACGAUAUCUAUAGGUUAAGGCCGAUUAAUUCUUAUCAUAUCUAUAAUGUGCGCAUGAAGACUAAUUAAUCUUAAAGUUUGUUUAUUAAAUUUUGUAAUGUAAACAAAGUUGUAUUUAUUGUUCUGG